Messenger RNA from Oncorhynchus nerka (sockeye salmon), 3754 nucleotides. It is a transcript of the gene afg1la, whose product is annotated as AFG1 like ATPase a. Gene Ontology annotation, molecular function: ATP binding; ATP hydrolysis activity. Gene Ontology annotation, cellular component: mitochondrion; cytoplasm. The record is from RefSeq and is a predicted model, not a curated record. The transcript is spliced from 13 exons. NCBI's taxonomy places the organism in Eukaryota, Metazoa, Chordata, Actinopteri, Salmoniformes, Salmonidae. The coding region runs from base 31 to 1515 and encodes 494 amino acids.
UUGUUCAAUAAAGUUGGAAUUGAAGCCAAAAUGGCGACGUGCAUGUUGUCGUCAAAGAUGUCGCCCUUGGUGUCACCCAUCAUUAGAUUUCUACUGAAAGAUCAGUACUAUUCCUCGAAAACGAUAUGUAACGGUGUGACUAACAUUUCCAGACGAGGCUAUUCGACGGAUGCUCUCCCCCAGCCGGCUGCAGAAGACAGCAAUGCUGCCGCAGCGUACAGCGGACCACUGGAGCACUACAACAGUCUGGUCAGGGAUGAGUCGCUGCAAGAGGACCCACAUCAAAAAGCCGUGGUUCAGACCUUGGAUAAAAUGCACAAAACCCUAAGAGGUUACAACAACCAGCCUACGUCCCUCUUCUCGAAGUUUUUCUCUAAGCCAAAGCCCCCAAAAGGGUACUACAUCUAUGGAGAUGUUGGCACAGGGAAAACGAUGGUUAUGGACAUGUUCUACUCCUACGUGGAGACAGAGAAGAAAAAGAGGGUCCAUUUCCACGGCUUCAUGUUAGAUGUACAUAAUAGAAUACAUCGCCUUAAAAAGAGCCUGCCAAAAAGGAAAGCUGGGAGGAUGGCUAAAGUCUAUGACCCGAUUGCACCAAUAGCAGAGGAGAUCAGUGAAGAGGCCUGUCUGUUGUGCUUUGAUGAGUUUCAGGUGACAGACAUUGCAGAUGCAAUGAUUCUGAAACAGCUCUUUGAAAACCUCUUUAAGAAUGGGGUUGUUGUCGUGGCCACGUCCAACCGGCCCCCAGAGGAUUUGUACAAGAACGGACUACAGAGGGUCAACUUUGUGCCAUUUAUUGCUGUGUUGAAGAACUAUUGCCAAGAGCUUCGUCUGGACUCUGGGAUAGACUACCGCAGAAGAAACAGACCCUCAGCUGGGAAACUGUACUUCCUCUCGAGUGAACCUUGUGUUGAGGCAAUACUGGACAAGCUGUUUGACGAGCUGGCCUUCAAACAGAACGACAGUAAGAUGCUCACGUUGUCAUUGAGUGUAGAUAAAGAGGGAUCGGUGGAGCGGUCUAUAAUUAUAGUAACACGGCCAAGGACUCUGAAACUGCUAGCCAGGGAGGUCAGUCUUAUGAAAACCUGUGGGACCAUAGCAGACUGUACCUUCGAGGAGCUGUGUGAUAGACCAUUGGGUGCCAGUGACUACUUGGAGAUUUCCAGGCAGUUUGAUACUGUAUUCAUCAGGAACAUUCCCCUGCUCACUAUGAACAAGAAGACUCAAGCGAGACGCUUGAUCACGCUUAUCGAUGCCUUCUAUGAACACAAGGUACGAGUGGUGAUUCUGGCCGAUCACCCUCUGGAUGACAUCUUUGUACACGACGGAGAUCACGAACACCACCAUCAUGAACUCAUGGAUGAUCUCAACCUAAAAAAGGAUGCAGCCAGUGAGUUGUCUAUCUUCAGUGGAGCAGAGGAGAUCUUUGCCUUCCAAAGGACAGUGUCUCGCCUCACUGAGAUGCAGACUGAAGAGUACUGGCUGGAAGGGGACAGGAGCACCAUCACCACGUAGCUGUACAGUACCCCUCACCAACCCUCCACUACCUGCAAGGACAGUGAAAACCACCUCACCAGUACAGACUAUCAGUUAAUUUGACGGGAUCAGUUUGAGCGUGGUGAGGCGCAGAAUCACCAAUCAUGAUCACAUAUAAUAAGUGUGAUUUGUAGAUCAGUGAUUCUACGCCGGACUACUUUGCAGUCGGACAUCUCAAACAUGCACAUACACUACCACGAGGGACUCCAAACAAUGGAAUAUAUUUAUUAUACUAAGAAAGUAUGACUUCAAGCCUUUAUGAUUUUACUUUGCCAUUGCACUUUACAAACUGACUAUAUUGUGCAGAACAUUUUAAGUUAAACUUUUAUCUGUGGAUUUCUUUCUAUACUGUACACAUACGGUAGAUAGGGUAUAUUGUGUGAAUGGCUUUUGCAAAAAAAGUUCAAUGAAAUCCACUUCUACAAAUGGAACUACUGGUUCAAGGUACAUUUGUUAUUUUAUAUCUUCUAAUGAAAAGGAUUGUCUAUUUUAAUAAGUGAUGUACUGUAUUAUUUUAUUGAGACGAUCAUAGAGUGAUGACUACAGUAUGGUUCACAUGGAUGUAUGUAAGGCUGCUUGUCUCUGAUGUUGAAAGCAACAUCCUGCCUUCAUGGUUUUUAAGUUUUAUUUAGCAAACAGAUAUGACUGUAACUGAGUGCCAGCCUAUGCUGUGCUGUCAUGCCACCUCUUUGUCACUCAUUGUCAAGUCAAAUAAUUGGAGUGGGAAAGAGUACAAACAUCUAGGAUCAGGCUAGGAAACACAGAUUACUGGGCACAAUUGUGUAGUUUGACAUGACAUACACUUUAUGACCAAAAGUAUGUGGACAUCUGCUGGUCAAACAUCUCAUUCCUAAAUCAUGGGAAUUAAUAUGGAGUUGGUCCUCCCCUUUGAUGCUUUAACAGCCUCCACUCUUCUGGGAAGGCUUUCCACUAGAUGUUGGAACAUUUCUGAAGGGACUUGCUUCCAUUCAGCCGCAAGAGCAUUAGUGAGGUCAGCACUGAUGUUGGGCGAUUAGGCCUGGCUCGCAGUUGGCGUUCCAAUUCAUCCCAAAGGUGUUAGAUGGGGUUGAGGUAAAGGCUCUUUGCAGGCUAGUCAAGUUCUUCCACGCCGAUCUCGAACAAAUGAUUUCUGUAUGGAAUUUGCUUUAUGUACGGGGGCAUUGUCAUGCUGAAACAGCAAAGGGCCUUCCCAUAACUGUUUCCACAAAGUUGGAAGCACAGAAGCUUCUAGAAUGCUGUAGCGUUAAGAUUUCCCUUCACUGGAACAAAGGGACCUAGCCCAAACCAUGAAAAACAGCCCCUGACCAUUAUUCCUCCUCCACCAAACUUUACAGUUGGCGCUAUAGAUUCGGGCAGGUAGCGUUCUCCUGGCAUCCGCCAAACCCAGAUUAGUUCGUCGGACUGCCAGAUGGUGAAGUGUGAUUCAUCACUCCAGAACGCGUUUCCACUGGCAGCGAGCUUUAAGCUACUCCAGCCGAUGAUGAUCUUAGGCUUGUGUACGGCCCAUGUCAUGAAGCCCCUGACUAACAGUUAUUGUGCUGAGGCAGUUUAGAACUUGGUAGAGUGUUGCAACUGAGGACCGAUUCACUUCAGCACCCGGCAGUCCCAUUCGAAUUGUUUUUUGACCUACCACUUUGCGGCUCAGCCGUUGUUGCUUCUAGACGUUUCCACUUCACAAUAACAGGUAUUGUAGAUAUUUGAUAGUAGAGUAGUGGCCCGAAGGAACACUUAAUGUAUUGUAUAAAGUCUUAUGAAAUGUCAUGUAAUAUUUAAAAUUGCGUAUGACCACUGGAAGAGUAUGGGGAUCCUUAAUAAAUACAAACAGCACUUAUAGUUGACCGGGGCAGAAAUGUGAAAAACUGACUUGUUGGAAAGGUGGCAUUCUAUCUGCUACGUUGUAAGUCACUGAGCUCUUCAAUAAGGCCGUUCUAUUGCCAAUGUUUGUCUAUGGAGAUUGCAUGGCGGUGUGCCCAAUUUUAUAUACCUGUCAGCAACGGGUGUGGCUGAAAUUGCCGAAUCCACUAAUUUGGACAUACUUUUCUAUACACUAUAUAUAGUGUAUAUAUAUAUAUAUAUCUUUACUGUGUAGUACCAUGUGUAAUUUUGCCUUCCAUGAUUAUAAUAGUGUUAUAAUUAUUAUUUGAAAUACUAAGUAAGUUAAGUACCUUUUGUAAUUAUGCAUAAUUAUUGUAUUAAAUGUCUUGGUAUGUUGCCUUUA